CGUGUGCUUUGAUUUUGCAGAGUAAAACUUUGGAGGUUGAGGUGAUCAGUGAUACGUCCACUAUUGCGUUAUUUGGGGAUACUAUGAGGGCAGUGAGGAGAGCAUAUAUUUUAGCUCGCGUGGAAGAGGAUCAAUUUUUGUCCGUCUGA
Funneliformis mosseae is the source of this 149-nucleotide messenger RNA. NCBI's taxonomy places the organism in Eukaryota, Fungi, Glomeromycota, Glomeromycetes, Glomerales, Glomeraceae. The record is from the annotation of a GenBank genome assembly.